Oryza brachyantha (malo sina) is the source of this 1539-nucleotide messenger RNA. Its product is annotated as flavonoid O-methyltransferase-like protein Os11g0303600. The record is from RefSeq and is a predicted model, not a curated record. Gene Ontology annotation, biological process: methylation. Lineage: Eukaryota; Viridiplantae; Streptophyta; Magnoliopsida; Poales; Poaceae. Gene Ontology annotation, molecular function: protein dimerization activity; S-adenosylmethionine-dependent methyltransferase activity; O-methyltransferase activity.
AUGGCAGCUCGGGUGGCUCCCAGCAUGGUGGCACCGACCGACGACGAGCUGCUGCUGGCGCAGGCCGACCUGUGGCGCCACAGCCUCUACUACGUCACGUCCAAGGGGUUCCAGUGCGCCAUCAAGCUCGGCAUACCCACCGCCAUCCACCGCGCCGGGGGCGCCUCGUCGCUUCCCGACCUCGUCGCCGCGCUGUCCCUCCCGCCGGCCAAGCUCCCGUUCUUCCGCCGCCUCAUGCGGCUGCUGGUCUACACGGGCGUCUUCGCCACCGACGAGACCACCGAGGCCGCCGGGGUGUUCCGUCUCACCCCGCUUUCAUGGCUCCUCGUCGAAGGCGCGGCGCCCAUGGUCGACAGCCACCCGUGCCAGGUGCCCGUGGCGCUCGCCGCGACGUCGAGGCACUGCGUCGAGGCGGCAAUGGGGCUCGCCGAGUGGUUCAGGAAGGAGGCGGCCCCCUCGGCGCCAGCGCCGCCGUCGCCGUUCGAGGAGGCGCACGGCGCGGCCCUGUUCGAGGAGAGCAUGGCGGAGCUCGACCCGGAGUCGGACGCGAUGUUCAACGAGGGCCUCGCGGCGCACGAUCACUCGGGGUUCGCCACGGUUCUCCGGGAGUGCAGCGGUGUGUUCCAGGGCCUGCAGUCGCUGACCGACUGCCGCGGCGGCGACGGUACGGCGACGAGGGCAAUCGUGGAGGCCUUCCCGGGCAUCAAAUGCACCGUGCUGGACCUUCCUCGGGUCAUCGGCGAGAAACGGGCCGAUGGCGCUGUCAGCUAUGUACCGGGUGACAUGUUCCUCUCCAUCCCACCUGCUCAAGCUGUCAUGCUCAAGCUUGUGCUUCACCACUAUAACGACGAGGACUGUGUGAAGAUCCUAGCUCAAUGCAAGAAAGCUGUUCCGAGCCGGGAAGCCGGAGGGAAGGUGAUCAUCGUUGACAUAGCGAUCGGAGCUCCUGCAGGGCCACUGCUGGAAGCCCAGCUGCUGAUGGAUGUGGCCAUGAUGGUGGUGACCAAAGGCCGGCAGCGAGACGAAGAUGACUGGCGUGUUCUCUUCGGCAAAGCAGGCUUCAGUGACUACAAGAUUGUCAAGAAACUGGGAGCUCGAGCCAUCAUUAGGGCUUUUCCGCGCAUCAAGUGCAUCGUGGUUGACCUUCCUCGGGUGAUCGACAUCGUCUAGGCCGAUGGGGUUGUGUACGUGGCAGGUAACAUGUUCGAGUUCAUCCCACCGGGUCAAGCUGUGAUGCUCAAGCUUAUGCUGCACCAUUGGAGCGACGAGGACUGCGUGAGGAUCCUAGCUCAAUGCAGGAGAGCUAUCCCGGCACGGGGAGGAGGAGGGAAGGUGAUCAUCAUCGACAUAGUAGUCGGCUCUGCGUCAGGCGGCCCCAUGCUGGAGUCGCAGCUCCUGAUGGACGUCGCCGUCAUGCUGGUGACCAAAGGACGGGAUCGAGACGAUGAGGACGACUGGCUCUCCAUCUUCACCAGAGCAGGCUUCAGCGACUACAAGAUGAAGUUGGGACCUCGCUGCGUCUUUGAGGUCUACCCGUAG